Messenger RNA from Trypanosoma grayi, 324 nucleotides. RefSeq lists its product as hypothetical. The record is from RefSeq and is a predicted model, not a curated record. NCBI's taxonomy places the organism in Eukaryota, Euglenozoa, Kinetoplastea, Trypanosomatida, Trypanosomatidae. The coding region runs from base 1 to 324 and encodes 107 amino acids. The transcript has a single exon.
AUGGGUUGCCGGGUGUGGCUGCAGGAAAGCAUCUCGCUUACGUUGGGGCAGUGCGUUGGCUUUAAACUGCCGCGGCGCCUUCGUAAGGCUCUUGUGGCGUUGGCUGCCUGCUUCCUUUUUCUGUUGCGCAUUGGUUUUGCGAGAACUGAAUUUGUAAGGGGUUGCUGCUUUUUUUUUUUGGCUGCCUUGUUGUGGCAUCGAGGACUGUUCUUCCGCUUUUUUUGGGAAGGCCGAAAUUCGAAAAGCCAGGCAUUGGCGCCUUCGGCGCCUUCUCGCCUUUUUGCGGGGCGGUUUGCGUCGGGCGGCCGCGGUUGCGUUUUUUAA